Molecule: messenger RNA, 987 nt
Organism: Anastrepha obliqua
Lineage: Eukaryota; Metazoa; Arthropoda; Insecta; Diptera; Tephritidae
Exons: 4
Coding region: 298-825 (175 amino acids)
Source: RefSeq, a predicted model, not a curated record
GCAUCCUGCCAAUAAAAUCAGUUCAGUUUGGAACACCUCAAUAGUUGAACGCAUUCUUUCUGUUUUCAUACGAAUUUCUUGCAAGUGCAUACAAAUGUAUGACCGGUCAUUUGUCAAAUUUGUUACAUUAGCCGCCAAAGUGCUUAUUUGCUUGUAGUAAAGCAUUGUGAUUAAAUUAAAGCACAUAAAUAAGUGCAUUUCAGUGUUGAAUUCAAGUUAAAAAAAAAAAAAAAAAGUUAUCCCUCAGCGGAACAAGGCUAUACUAUUUUGUUAUUGUAUUGAACUAAAAACGCUUGAAUGGUGGUAAUAAGAAGCGCCGAAUAUCCAAACCAGCUGUCAAAUUUACAAAGAGAGCGAAAUUGCUUACAAGACUUAUUAAAAAGUGACUUUACAGUUCAAAACGAUUUGAAUUUUGGUGAUAAGCGCAUUAUUUGUGAUCUGCUACUAAAAACUUGUGAAGACUGCACAAAAAUGGCCGCUUUGCCGCAAGGAGCAUUUGCCGCAUGUAAAUUGCGGGAAUUACGUGAUAGAGAUUUAUUGGUUGCUCGCUUGAAGAGUCAUACCGAGAGAGGGGAAGCCAAAAAUAUUAAUACCAAUAAGAAAUUGACUGAAUAUACGCCGGCCAAGUAUAAUGAUAAGUUGAUGAAUUCAAUUUGGGGCUUUUACAAUCGUUACUCCCCUCACAACAUAAAAGGCAACGAGUACGAAUCUACGCAGAAGGACUAUAUUAUGCAACAGCACAUUGCUGUUGCUUCCUAUGCCAUUGCUGAAGAGUUAGCAAUGGGCCUCCGCUCCGGCAAGGAGUGGGACUUACGUGAGAAGUGAAGGCAAUUUAUACAGUUAUUGUACAACAACUUACGAAAUUUUUUAUAUAUGCUGAAAUAUACACGUUUAUUAUUUUAUAUUUAUGAAUAUUCAAUUAUUCAAUGGCAAAAAAAUUAAUAAAAUUAAUAACAAAUGCAUUUAUAAAGAAAUAAAAUAAAAAUG